GGUCACGUGGCUCCGUUAAACCGGCUGGUUUUAAAGACCGAAGCUCCCCACAGCAGCUAGAAGCUCCCAGCUCAGCAUCAGCAAGCAGAACACCUUCACCUGCCGCACCGGAGGAUGGACAAGCGAGUGAACGGUAGCCUCCACCCGGAGGGAGAGACGGGACAGCCGGGCACAGGGAAGAGGAGAGGCUCAUAUCUGGAGGAGGAGACUAACAAGAAGUCGGAGGUGAUUUCCUGCAUCUUCUCCCUGAAGGAGGAGGUGGGAGCUUUGGCCAAGGCUCUGAAGCUGUUUGAGGAGAAUGGGAUCAACCUGACGCACAUCGAGUCCCGUCCGUCACGGAUGAACAAAGAAGAGUACGAGUUCUUCAUCAGCGUGGACCCCAGCUGUGCUCAGGCUCUGGAUGAAGUCAUCGAAGGCCUGCGUACUCAAAUCAGCGGCCACGUGCACGAGCUUUCACGCAACAAACAGAAGGACACGGUGCCGUGGUUCCCUAAGGACAUCCAGGACUUGGACCGCUUUGCCAAUCAGAUUCUCAGUUAUGGUUCAGAGCUGGAUGCUGAUCAUCCAGGCUUCACAGAUCCCGUGUACAGAUCCCGCAGGAAGGAGUUUGCUGACAUCGCCUACAACUACAGACAUGGUCAAGCUAUUCCCAGGGUGGAGUACACAGAAGAGGAAAAGGCUACAUGGGGCACAGUCUUCAAGGAACUAAAGACCCUGUACCCGACUCAUGCCUGUCGUGAACACAACCGGGUCUUCCCCCUGCUGGAGAAAUACUGUGGCUAUAGGCCAGAUAAUAUUCCACAGCUGGAGGACGUCUCCCGCUUCCUCCAGUCAUGCACAGGUUUCCGGCUUCGCCCAGUGGCCGGUCUGCUUUCAUCCCGGGAUUUCCUGGCUGGACUCGCCUUUCGCGUUUUCCAUUCCACGCAGUACAUUCGUCACGGCUCCAAGCCAACGUACACGCCUGAGCCGGAUGUCUGCCAUGAACUCCUGGGACACGUUCCUCUGUUUGCUGACCAUAGUUUUGCCCAGUUUUCACAGGAGAUUGGUCUUGCAUCGCUUGGUGCCCCUGAUGAGUACAUUGAGAAACUUGCCACUGUGUACUGGUUCACUGUGGAGUUUGGCCUGUGUAAGCAAGGCUCUGCGAUCAAAGCUUACGGAGCUGGCCUGCUUUCAUCAUUCGGAGAGCUGAAGUAUUGUAAAACAGACACACCCAAACUCCAGCCAUUUGACCCUGAGAAGACCAGCCUGCAGAAAUACCCGAUCACAGAGUACCAACCUGUUUACUUUGUGGCUGAGAGCUUUGAAGAUGCAAAGGAGAAAGUGAGGAAAUUUGCAGCCACUAUCCCCAGGCCUUUUUCAGUCCGCUACAACCCGUACACCCAGAGUAUUGAAGUCCUGGACAACACCCAGCAGCUUAGCAACCUGGCCGGCUGCAUCCAUAGUGAACUGGGGAAAUUGUGUGAAGCUCUGAAGAAACUGGAGUAACUGCUUGCCUCGACGUUUUGGACCUUUGUUCAGUAUUUACGUUUUAUUGGUUCAGCUUACCUUACUAGAAAAUGUUCCUUCUUCACAUUAACAGAUUAUGCCACUCAGAUUAGGAGUUUACCCGUGUAAUCCUGCCAGCAGAAAAUAUUUGUAUUUUAUUAAAUUAUCUUUAGCCUAAACAAGUUAGUAAAGUGCUUGAAAAAACUCAGUAUUUUAUCUGCUUGAAGUUACAGAAUUUAUCUUUCAAAAUAGGAUUUUUCCUUCACAAAAUAAAAUUCUCAAUUUAAAUUUUUUGAUUAGAUUUAAAUUCUAUAAACCCUAAGUAGAUCAUUUAUUUAGAAGUUUUCUUUAUUUCUAAUAAAUUCUAAUUUAUGCAUGAAGUGUAGCUAAAAAAACAGGUUUAUAUCCAAUGGAAACAGCUUUUAUUAACAUUAGCUCUUACAUAUAGCCAUUUAUUUGGAAUGUUUAAUGAAAAGAUCCUCAAGGAUGAAGAGGAUGUGCUGCUUAAGAAAAAAAAACUAUUUUAGGAGGACGUUAUUGCAGAUAUUUCUGUGUGUUUGUGUGAAUCUGUCUCAGUAAAAUGUUUAUUUUUCAUUUAACAGUUUUUACUCUGCGUGAUCCAUGCUUUGAAGUAGUUUUGUAGUUUUUGCCAGUAUGCUUGUGUUAUGACUACGUUUUACUUUCAAGGGCGAUUUUCGAUGUUUAUCUUAUUAAACGGGGAGGAAAACGCUCUCUGAAUCCAGUCACUUUUCCCUCUUUUUAUUAGAAGGGUUGAAAGUUAUGUGGUAAAAAUGGCUUAUACCGUUUUCAUACAAAAACUGUGUUUUUCUAUUUUCUUGGUUAAGAAUGAUUUCUGGUGAAAAGUGGAUCAUGCAAAAAUCAACUAUUCUGAUGUAUUUGGUAACAAUCCAUCAUGUGUUCAUUUAUCAAAUGAAAUUUUUACAAUUGGCAUUUACAAUUGUUUGGAUUUGAAACUUUCAGAGGUUUUCUUCUUUUGCUUGAAAUAGCAUUUGUGUUCACCAGUGUGGUGUUGGGCGUUUAAAGGGUGCAGAUCAUUUGUUUAAUAAAAAGAAACCUGUUUUGCAA
Molecule: messenger RNA, 2571 nt
Organism: Nothobranchius furzeri (turquoise killifish)
Lineage: Eukaryota; Metazoa; Chordata; Actinopteri; Cyprinodontiformes; Nothobranchiidae
Gene: pah
Product: phenylalanine hydroxylase
Biological process (GO): L-tyrosine biosynthetic process; L-phenylalanine catabolic process
Molecular function (GO): phenylalanine 4-monooxygenase activity; iron ion binding
Source: RefSeq, a predicted model, not a curated record